Molecule: messenger RNA, 669 nt
Organism: Ilex paraguariensis (yerba mate)
Lineage: Eukaryota; Viridiplantae; Streptophyta; Magnoliopsida; Aquifoliales; Aquifoliaceae
Source: the annotation of a GenBank genome assembly
AUGAAUAAACUUGAGUCUGCUUGGGUUGAGGAUGUUAAGAAGCCAAGAAAGAGGACAGUUCAAGAUGUCAUGGCAAAGUUUUCUAUUGAUGAUGAUGUUGUUGCAAUUGGAGAUGUAUUCUUUGCUGAUGUUGAGAAAGAGUGGGUGAUGCAGCCAGGUGGUCCUAUUGCACACAAAAGUAAGACUCUGAUUGAACCAAGUCGUCUUAUCAUGCUCACUGCCCAGCGAUUCAUCCAAACAUUCAUGGGAGGGAGCUUUAUAGCACUUCAUUUUCGGCGUCAUGGGUUCUUGAAGUUUUGCAAUGCCAAAAGUCUAAGUUGCUUUUAUCCCAUUCCUCAAGCUGCUGCUUGCAUUAAUCAAGCAGUUGAAAGGGCCAAUACUCCAGUAAUUUAUCUUUCUACAGACGCUGCAGAAAGUGAAACUGAUUUAUCGCAGUCCCUUGUUGUGCUAAAUGGGAAGAUUGUACCACUUGUGAAGAGGCCAGCUCGAAAUUCAGUUGCAAAAUGGAAUGCUCUGUUAUAUAGACACAGCCUUGAUGGAGAUCCUCAGGAAGUUGUAGUUCUUACCAUUGGAGCUAAGAAUAAUGAAGCAUCUGCAACCCGAGAAGUAACAAUAACAUUGGGUUUGUACCUUUCCAUACAUUCAACAACUGGAGUAGCUCCCAUAUAA